Messenger RNA from Rhizopus microsporus ATCC 52813, 1772 nucleotides. Its product is annotated as ATP-binding cassette, sub-family B, member 8, isoform CRA_f. The record is from RefSeq and is a predicted model, not a curated record. Gene Ontology annotation, biological process: transmembrane transport. Gene Ontology annotation, molecular function: ATP hydrolysis activity; ABC-type oligopeptide transporter activity; ATP binding. Bases 86 to 1732 code for a protein of 548 amino acids. Gene Ontology annotation, cellular component: membrane. NCBI's taxonomy places the organism in Eukaryota, Fungi, Mucoromycota, Mucoromycetes, Mucorales, Rhizopodaceae. The transcript has 7 exons.
GGAGCUUAUCAAGCCUGACCUCGGACUACUCUGUCUGAUCAUCUUGACUGCCAUAGGAGCAGCUAUUGUUCAACUUCAGACACCUAUGGUAACCGGACAACUGAUCAAUAUCUUGUCUAGUGUGAAAGAACUAGGAUCUCUCACGAUUCGCGAUUUGAAUAAGCCUGCGAUGAAACUCUUUGGUCUUUUGGUUUCUCAAGGCUUUUUGACAUUUGCACAUAUUGCGCUGGUUUCUGCUUUUGGCGAGAAUGUUGCUAAAAGACUUCGUUCCAAGCUCUUUUCUGCCAUCAUUCAGCAGGAUUUGACAUUUUUUGAUACCCAUCGUAGCGGUGAGUUAGUCAGUCGACUCACAGCCGAUGUUGCCGAAUUCAAGAGUACAUUCAAACAACUGGUCACUCAAGGUUUGAAAUCUGUCACUCAAACGAUCGGAUCAGCCAUUCAGCUUUUUAGAAUCUCUACUUCUUUAACCUUGACUAUGCUCGGAACAAUGCCUAUUCUUUAUAUCAUGCUUAAUCUGUACGGUAGUUAUUUGAGAAACUUGAGCAAAAAGAAUAAGCAAUUGGAUGGCUAUGCUGGUGGCGUUGCUGGUGAGGUUCUUUCCAACAUGAGAACGGUAAGAGCCUUUGCCUCUGAGGAACGCGAGAUGGAGCAUUAUGGAAAGUCAUGUAAUCAAGUAGCCAAGGCCAAUCAGUAUAUGGGACUUCAUAUUGGUCUCUUCCAAGGACUGACGAAUAUCUCGAUUGGGUGUAUGGUCUUGACUGUACUUUACUAUGGUGGAUCUUUGGUCGUGAAGAAUGAAUUGACUGGUGGUGAUCUUAUGUCUUACAUGCUCUCAACUCAAACCGCUCAACAAUCGCUCGUCUCCCUUGGCGUCUUGUUUGGUCAAACCAUCAAGGCUGCUGCUUCUGCUAGUCGCGUCUUUGAAUUCAUUCAUUUGCAGCCUCAGGUGCCAUUAAAAGGUGGUUUAAUCCCCGACCAUGUUCACGGUAACAUUCAGUUCAGAGAUAUCGAUUUCAAUUACCCAUCACGGCCUCAACAUAAGGUGCUCAACGGAUUUAGCUUGGACAUUUUCCAAGGCACAACUGUGGCCUUGUGUGGACCUUCUGGUUCUGGUAAAUCAACGAUCGCUUCCUUAUUAGAGAGAUUCUACGAACCUACUGCUGGAAAUAUUUAUUUGGAUGGCGAAGAAUUAAGCACACUGGACCCUUCAUGGUUGAGAGAGCAUAUUGGUUUCAUCAACCAGGAACCUGUCUUGUUUGCCACGUCUAUUCUUGAAAAUAUACGUUACGGAAGACCUGAUGCUACUUUAGAAGAAGUGAAGGAAGCUGCCCGUCAGGCAAAUGCAGAGUCGUUCAUUGAAAGUUUCCCGGAUGGAUAUGAAACAAUCGUGGGUGAGCGUGGUGCCGCCUUGUCUGGUGGACAAAAGCAACGCAUCGCCAUAGCUCGUGCUAUUCUUAAAGAUCCAAAGGUCCUUAUUCUGGAUGAAGCUACAUCUGCAUUAGAUACACAAAGUGAAAGAAUGGUCCAGGAAGCACUUGAUAAGUUAAUGCGUGGAAGGACAGUACUUAUUAUCGCACACCGUCUUUCGACUAUUCGAAAGGCAGACACAAUUGUGGUCAUGGGCAAAGUACCUGGAAACAUUUUAGAGAAAGGAACACACGAUGAAUUGAUGCGUAAACAAUCAGUUUAUUUUAGACUUCAUAAUCAAUUAGCUAAUGCAGAUAAUGAAUAAAAAAUAUGUUUAUAUAAAUAUUGAGGCUUAUUAGGGGUAU